AUGGCAGACCUGCCCGCAGGUUCUGGCGCUGGGGCGCUAGGAGCCGCAGCGCACAAGCGCGCGAGCAUCGCGGGAAGCAUUUGCAACAUUGCAACGGCGCGCCAGCAGGCCCUUCCAGAGUUUGAGUUCAGCUUGGCCAGUGCGAAGGCCAAGGUCCUGAAGUCAAUGGAGGGCAACCCUGGUGCCACGCCCGCGUUUGCAAAGUUCGUGGAGGGUGCCCUGUUUGACCGCCUCGCCCGCGCGCUGCUGCUGCUGUUUGCGGCAAGGUUCCAGCGGGAGGGCCUCGUGCGGUGCACAGAGCGCGCGCGGCAGCAGCACUUGGAGGGCUACAACCCUCACCUGCUGUCUGAGCGCAUGCGUGAGCUGGGGGAGGAGGAGGCGGCACAGCGCUGCGGCCUCAGCCAGCCGUACGCCGAGCUCAUCCUGCGCUACAGCAGCUUCAGGAGGCCGCAGCGCGACAGGGGCCCCUUCAAUCUGGCGGCAUGGCGCCACCGGCCACUGCGCAGCGUGGACACCCUGGGGGUGGAGCAGAUCUGGGCGCUCAAGCACGAGGGCGGCAAUAGGGCGCUGAGAGGCAAGCUGAUCGCCAGCCUGAACGAGAAGCCAUCGACCCUGAGCGUGCAGGCCGCGUCCCUGAGCAACACGUCACUGGUGACGCAGGCAGUGACGUCGCCAAUAGUCGCACGCGGCGUCCUGGCCGACCACGGCCGGCGGUGCGAGCGGCAGCCGCCGCACCACGACGCCGCAACAAUCCGCAGUGCAGUGGUCAGUGGCGGCGCGGGCCCGGACAUGCUUCCGUCAGCGGCAUUCGCUGCUGCAGGCGCGGGGCGUGGUGUCGAGCUGCGGGGACUCGCGCCUGGGCCAGGGCUCAAGGUCUCGGGGCUGCCCCUGGGACAGCAGGCGGAGGCCCCACGUGCAGGCGGGCCCGUGGCAACGCACUCCCCCUUUUCCAGGGACAGGGCCAGCGGCCGCUCAGUCACGGCGUCGGCCGCGCCGACACCGCGCGACAGCGGCCCGGGGGCGGCGGCGGCCCCGGACGGCGGCGGGAGCACGCAGGGGGUGGCGGGGCGCCCGGAGAGCGGCCGGCCGACGACGGGCGCCCCGCGCUCGUCGGUUGCGGCAGGGCUGGCGGGGUCCAAGGGACUUCAGGGCGUCGCGGCCGCGCUGCCCGAGGCAACCGGGCUUCCCUUGGACGACGCCAUGGCCUACCUUAUUCUGCUGAGGCGCCACAUAAUGUUCGGCCCAUCCCUGGGGCUGGCCGCGGUGACGGCUGGCGCCGCGGUCCCGAGCGUGAGCGGCUUGGCUCGGUCGGGGCCAGGCGCGUCCGUGAGCAGUGCGCUGGAGCCUAGUGCGUCGGUCGUCUUUUCUCAGGCUGGGUAA
Messenger RNA from Monoraphidium neglectum, 1380 nucleotides. RefSeq lists its product as hypothetical. Bases 1 to 1380 code for a protein of 459 amino acids. The transcript is spliced from 6 exons. NCBI's taxonomy places the organism in Eukaryota, Viridiplantae, Chlorophyta, Chlorophyceae, Sphaeropleales, Selenastraceae. The record is from RefSeq and is a predicted model, not a curated record.